GCAGCUGGCUGCACGAGCUCUUAGCUGGUCGCGUGGAGUUGAAACCAGAGACAGACAGCGAGGAGGUCGCUGUACUAGUUUGUUUUUUAAAAAAGUUACAGAAAACUCGCAGACGAACCAAAUCAGCGUGUGUCGUGUACAUGGUGACUGACUACAGACUCUGAGGUAACUACUUGUUGAUAUGUAACGGUCGAUUUAAGCGGAAAAAAACAACAUUUAGCUCGCGGACUUUUGCAUGGUCGCUAGCUAGCUAACAGUUAGCUUCAGGAGCUACUUUGGCUAGCUGGCUAGCGAGGUCCAGCCCAAAAGUUGUUUACCCCAAGUUGUGGAUGUGGUCUCCCCCUGAGAUUUUCACGACUUUUCUCUGGGAUAAUAGCGCAAGGACCAAAUAUUCACACUGGAUUUAACACUGUGCGCUGUUAGGAAACUAGCAGGAUGUCCACAGAGGUUGAGUGCAGUCAGGUUGGCUCGGGUUUGACAGCAGCCAGCUCCGAGGAGAAGAACCAAAACAAGUCCGAGACAGAGGCUCAAGAGCAGGAAGAAAAGCCACAGAAGGGCUCGGAGAAGCAGCUAGCGGACUGCCACAGCGACGAGGCGGACACGCACAAGAAAUGCAACGAAAACGAUAAAGAAAAUGACCAAAGCAGCAACGCUGACUCGGCUGUCGAGGCGGUGAAGAGGAAAGUUGUGGAAGCUCCUCCGCCUAAAGUCAACCCGUGGACGAAGAGGACGACGGGCAGGGUGCCGAUCAACAAUAUCAACAACUCGAGCUCGCAAGAGAAAGAUCAACAAAACACUCUGAAAGUCGUCCGUCCCAGCAAGCCCAGAACAAGGAAAUCCAGCAAGUCCAGUGACUUCAGUGAUAUCACAAACUGGCCCACACCUGGUGAACUGGCCAAGGAGCAACAACAAAAUGUCCUCAACAACGGGAAGAAGCCUCCCUCCUCGCGCAGAGAGGAGAAGAAGAGCAGCGAUCGAACUGAGGGAAAGUCAGAGAGCAGCCAUGACGGCGGUGAGAGCAAAGAGAACCAGGAAGCUCAGCCCGACCCGCUCGGGGAGCUGCCUCAAGACGGAGAGUCCAAGGCGGUACAGGAUGCCAAGAGUGCCGGCCUGAAGAAGAGGGGAAGUGAAGGUAACAAACGUAAGUGGGUUUCUCUGCCGCUGGAGGAAGCAUCCCGACAAGACGCCGACAAGACGCCCGGCGGGGGUCCGGCACGCUCGGACGCAGAGCCCACCGGCGACUCUCCCGACCCCACCUCGCCCAAUCACACACUCCAUAAUAACAGGGCGCAUGAUAGCAGCAGGAGUUGGAGAAGAGAGCCGCGCGACUUUGGGGACGAUACUGCCAGCGUCCGAAGUGACAGCGGGAGCGUUCGUGGAGGAAUACGAGGCCGAGGGAAAGGUCGUGGGCGCGGGAGAGGACGUGGACGGGGACGCUACGAAUACUCUCAGAGUUUCCGGGACUCUCAGUCGUCUGACGGCUCCGCUCAGGCCGCCUCAGAGUUCGGCUCCAACAUGGUUUACUACUACGAUGACGGCGGCAACAAGGGGCAGAUGUACCCGGUGGAUGAAAAGCUUCUUAAAGAAUACAUCAAACGCCAAAUUGAAUACUACUUCAGCCUCCACAACCUGGAGCGAGACUUCUUCCUGAGGAGAAAGAUGGACGUGCAGGGCUUCCUCCCCAUCUCCCUCAUCGCCAGCUUCCACAGAGUGCAGGCCCUCACCAUGGACAUCAGCCUCAUCCUGGAGGCCCUGAAGAGCAGCAAAGAGGUGGAGCUGGUGGACAACAAGAUUCGCUGUAAAAUCGACCCGGAGCACUGGCCCAUCCCGGCCCCGAGCGCCGUGGGUUCCCCCCGGACCGACUUCUCCCAGCUCAUCAACUGUCCCGAGUUCGUUCCUCGACAGACCCUCAACUCCACUAACUCCGCCUCACCGCCUGUGAAGAAGACUCCUCCUGAGUCUGCGGAGCCUCAGGACUCUGCUGAAGCCAGCUCCUCCAGCCAGGAGUCCCCUCCACACAAAGACGCCCCCCAGCCCGACCCGGACGCCUGGAUCCAGGUGGAGAAACGCCACCGACAGCCGUCUGGAAAGCAGCGCAGCGAGGCUCCUCCAUGCAGCAAUCGGGCUCCUCCGCAGGCCGUGCCCGACCAGGAGGUGCUGGACUUCCUGUUCGACGAAGAGAUGGAGCAGAUGGCGCCCAGGAAGAACAAGUUCACCGACUGGUCGGACGAGGACGACUCAGACUACGAGAUGGACGACCAGGACGUCAACAAGAUCCUCAUCGUCACCCAGACGCCUCCUUCUACCCGUAAGCACCCCAGUGGGGACCGGACGGGCAACUACGAGUCCAGAGCCAAGUUCACCACCGACUUCGCCAAAGCCAUCAACGACGGGCUCUUCUACUACGAGCAGGACCUGUGGAAGGAAGAGGAGCAGGUCGAGUGCAGCAAGCAGGAAGCGGAGAACUUCAAGAAGCUGAACGUCAUCAGUAAAGACGAGUUCGACACUCUCACCCCCAAAGUGCCCGUCGACCCCAUGCAGGAAGUCCCACGUCUUCUCGUGCCCGUGGACAGAGGAGCAGAGCUGGCCCGCUCUCUGCCUUCAACGGUCCCAGAGUCUCCCGUCGCUCACCAACCCCGAACCCCCAGAACGCCUCGCACCCCCGGACGCCAGGACCCCAACAAGACGCCGCGCUUCUACCCCGUCAUGAAGGAGAGCGGCACCAUCGAUGGACAGACGCCGAGGAAGAAGAAGACCCGCCACAGUUCAAACCCUCCUCAGGAAGCCCACAUCGGCUGGGUGAUGGACUCCCGUGAGCACCGGCCGCGCUCUUCGUCCAUCAGCAGCUCCAACGCCUCUACGUCAGAAGGAGCUCCGCUGUCAGGAAGUUACGGCUGCACCCCCCAGUCUCUGCCCAAAUUCUGGCAUCCCUCCCACGAGCUGCUUAAGGACAACGGCUUCACUCAGCACGGAUACCACAAAUACCUCCGGCGGUCCAUAAUCGAGAGGAAACGGUUGGGAGUCGGCCAGUCUCAGGAGAUGAACACUCUGUUCAGGUUCUGGUCCUUCUUCCUGCGGGACAACUUCAACAAAAAGAUGUAUGAGGAGUUCAAACUGCGUGCGCUGGAAGAUGCCAAAGAAAACUACAGGUACGGGCUGGAGUGUCUCUUCAGAUACUACAGUUACGGUUUGGAGAAGAGAUUCAGGUUAGAGCUGUUCAAGGACUUCCAAGAAGAGACCCUGAAGGACUUUGAGCGAGGUCAGCUGUAUGGACUGGAGAAGUUCUGGGCCUUCUUGAAAUACUCUAAGAUGAAGAACCAGCCCAUCGACCCGAAGCUGCAGGAACACCUCUCCCAGUUCAAGAACCUGGAGGACUUCAGGGUGGUGCCUCCGAUGGGAGAGGAGGGAGGCAGGAGGAGGCGUCACUCAUCCUCGGCCGGGGAUGAAGCGAGGCGUCGGCGACAUCCUUCCAACACUACCUCAAAGCCCACGCAGGCCUCCAAAUCCUCCACCUCCACCGCCACCUCCACCGCCGCAGCACAGAACACACCCAAAGACAACGCCCAGAAAACAGCAGCCGUCGCCCAGGGCAAGAAGGCCGAGCCCAGGAAGAAGGAAAGUGUUGCACCAAAUAAAUGAAGCUCCUUCCUGUAGGUGUGGGUUUGGAUAGAAGCGAUGUAGAGCGAGGCGGCGGCAGCGGCGGCGGUAGCAGCUCAGCGUUCGCUCUUUUCAGCAGCAAACCGUUUGGGUAUGAAGAGAGACUGAGCGUGGUUGACUUAAUUUGAUUGUUUUUAUCUGUGCAUUUCAUUUUAAAGCAAAGCAAAGCAAAGCAAAGCAAAGCAAAGCAUAGGCAGUGAGCUUGAAUCUGUGCGCGUGGCCGCUCGUAACGUUUACAAAACAAAAACACAAAUAAAAUGCAUUCCCUGCAUUUUGCCUUUUUAUCCUCUCAGAUGCCAAAACUCUUUGUGUGGAUCAUUAUCUGUAAAGCGCUCUCGACUGUACGGAGCUCUCAGCCUGUUGAACUGAUCGUCUUGUGUGCCUUAAUUCUGAUUCACCAGGAAGACAGGAGACAAAAAUAGUCCAGUUUUUACUUUUUAAAGUCUUCCCAAUCGAUUAUUUGGGGUUUGAACGUGUUUAAAACUGACACUUGCAGUUAUUCUUUUCUUUUCUUGACAUAAAUAUAAUUUAUAUCAUGACAAUCACAGCUGCAGUCAUAAAUUUGUGAAGGACCCCCCCGAGGCUGCUGCUCAUUACCAGAUGUGCCCUGAUGUUGUGACUGACGGGCAGCAUCACAGCUAAACGUUGGUUUCUAAUUCAAACAUGCAGGAAUAAUAACAAAUUUAUGUGGGAAGCUUUAAGUCCCGUUUUACAACCAGAGGUAGUAUAAUUUAUUGUUUUAUUCUUGUUUUUAUUUUUACUUGAUUUGAUGGAAUAGUCUUAGGUAAUCAUUGCAGUUUUUAAUGGCUUCUGCUGUUGAAUAUUAUAAAAAAGGAAAUGUUUCUGCUGGAAUUAUGGGUGUGAAGCUAGCAUCAUAAAACUACAGUAUAUUUUAGCUUGCAGUUUACUUCAUAUUAUGUUUGUGGCUUUGUGCUCUAGAGCACUUAAAUCAUUACCUUUCUUUUACUUCAUCAAAGGACUUAACAGAGGUUUUAGAGUUGAAUUUUAAGAAGAAAAAAAAUGUAAAUACUAUAAAAAAUCAUUUGCUAUUCAAUUAUUCUUUUUGAUUUUAAGAAGUGAUUUUGUUUUAUCGGUAGUGUGGUUUUGAGUGUGUUUUAGGAUAAAGCAAUGCAUGUUAAUGCCACAGUCUUGAAUUGUAAAAUGCAAAAAAAUAUAAAAUAACAGUUGAUUGUAUGAA
Molecule: messenger RNA, 4855 nt
Organism: Cottoperca gobio
Lineage: Eukaryota; Metazoa; Chordata; Actinopteri; Perciformes; Bovichtidae
Gene: larp1b
Product: La ribonucleoprotein 1B
Biological process (GO): mRNA stabilization; positive regulation of translation
Cellular component (GO): cytosol; cytoplasmic stress granule
Molecular function (GO): RNA cap binding
Source: RefSeq, a predicted model, not a curated record